This is a messenger RNA of Cladophialophora bantiana CBS 173.52, 1443 nucleotides long. RefSeq names its product methionine aminopeptidase, type II. NCBI's taxonomy places the organism in Eukaryota, Fungi, Ascomycota, Eurotiomycetes, Chaetothyriales, Herpotrichiellaceae. The record is from RefSeq and is a predicted model, not a curated record. The transcript has 6 exons. The coding region runs from base 1 to 1443 and encodes 480 amino acids. Gene Ontology annotation, biological process: proteolysis. Gene Ontology annotation, molecular function: metalloaminopeptidase activity.
AUGGGAACCAAAACUCCGGAAAACGAGCGUCGCAGAAACUAUGGCGACACGUCCAACUCGGAUGGAGCCUGUCACGUCGGCGGCGAGCCUCGGGGAUCUCAUAUGCACAGAGACGGGGAUGGCUGUCUCGGAGACGCAGGAGGUGAUGACGAGAGCGACGGCGACGGCGACGGCGACGUCGAAGAAACAAGCCUGGGACCGCUAGAGGCGCCCUCAACAACCGACGUCGUAGAUGCAAAGAAGAAACGGAAGAAGAACAAGAAGAAGAAGAGCAAGACGAAGAAGGCCACUCCUCUGCCUGUAAAGCAGUCGUUCCCACCAAGAGUCUUGUUGACCUACCUCUUCCCAUCUGGCGAGUAUCCCGAGGGUGAGAUGCAAAACUAUACCAAAUCACUGAUAGCAGCUGCCGAAGCACGGUACGAAGCUCGUUUGUAUUAUAAAGACGAUGACUUCAUCCAAAACUACCGCAAGGCCGCCGAGGUGCACCGGCAAGCUCGACGAUGGGUGCAGGAGAGCGUCAAGCCCGGCCAGACUCUCCUGGACAUCGCGGAAGGAAUCGAAGACAGCGUAAGGGCGCUGCUGGGUCAUGCCGGGCUGCAGCCUGGAGAUAGUCUCAAGGCCGGCUUGGGUUUCCCCACGGGUCUAUGCCUCAACCACCAAAUGGCGCACUACACGCCCAACCCGGGUCAAAAGGAUGUGGUACUACAGCAGCACGACGUUAUGAAAGUUGACUUUGGUGUCCAUAUCAACGGCUGGAUUGUCGACAGCGCCUUCACCAUGGCCUUUGACCACACCUACGACGGCCUUCUAGCCGCAGUCAAGGAUGCCACCAACGCGGGGGUCAAGGUGACAAUCUUCCUUCCCAAACGGGCGGCCGGUAUCGACGUGCGUAUCAGCGAUGUCAGCGCUGCCAUCCAAGAAGCCAUGGAGAGCCACGAGGUUGAAAUCCGCGGUAAAACGUUCCGCGUCAAGCCGGUGCGCAAUCUCUGUGCACACGAUAUCAAGCAGUACCGUAUUCACGGCGGCAAGUCCAUCCCCUUUGUGAAGAACUCGGACCAAACCAAGAUGGAGGAAGGCGAGGUCUUUGCCAUCGAGACAUUCGGCACGACUGGGCGCGGCUACGUGCGCGACGAUGUAGGAAUCUACGGGUACGGGCUGAACCAUGACGCCCCGCUGGCAGUCCCUCUACCCCUGGCCUCGGCCAGACGUCUGCACAAGACCAUUCGAGAGAAUUUCAGCACGUUGGUCUUCUGCCGUCGCUACCUCGACCGGCUCGGCGCGGAGAGGUAUCUAGCCGGUAUGAACUGCCUCGUCUCCAACGGCAUAGUGGAGCCUCAUCUACCCCUGAUGGACAUCGAAGGGUCGUACUCGGCGCAAUUCGAGCAUACUCUGCUCCUUCGUGAGACGCACAAAGAAGUCUUCAGCCGCGGCGACGACUACUGA